AUGAAUUCCACUCAUUCGAUCUUCUUCUUGCAACUGCCGACGAUGAACAGCACAGAGGAUCUGAAUGAAAGCAGUAUCUUUAACAACAGGAGCAGCACAGGCUUCUGCGAGCAAGUCCCAAUUAAAGCUGAACUGUUUUUCACCCUGGGUAUCAUCAGCUUCCUGGAAAACGUCUUGGUCAUCCUAGCAGUUCUUAAAAACAGAAACCUUCAUUCUCCCAUGUACUUUUUCCUCUGCAGUUUAGCAGUGGCGGACAUGCUGGUAAGUGUAUCUAAUGCCCUGGAGACAAUUGUGUUGGCGUUUUUAAAAAACGGCUACCUGGUGGCAAAUGACCAGUUCAUUCAGCAAAUGGACAAUGUUUUUGACUCAAUGAUCUGCAUUUCUUUAGUGGCAUCAAUGUGCAAUCUGUUGGCCAUUGCCAUCGACAGGUACAUCACCAUCUUCUAUGCCUUACGCUACCACAGCAUCAUGACAGUAAAGCGGGCUUUAAUUUUGAUUGUAGCUAUCUGGAUUGUUUGCAUUUUCUGUGGCAUAGUCUUCAUUAUGUAUUCCGACAAUGAAACAGUCAUUAUUUGUCUUAUCACCAUGUUCUUUACUAUGCUGUUCCUCAUGAUUACUCUUUACAUCCACAUGUUCAUGCUCGCUCGGUUGCAUGUUAAAAGAAUCGCUACACUCCCAGUCACUGGUGUGGUUCGUCAGAAGACAUGCAUGAAAGGAGCCAUUACCAUUACAAUCCUGCUUGGGAUCUUUAUCAUCUGUUGGGCUCCAUUUUUCCUUCACCUCAUCAUGAUUAUAUCAUGCCCCCAAAACCCGUACUGCAUUUGUUAUGCGUCUCACUUUAACACGUACCUGAUCCUCAUCAUGUGCAAUUCAGUCAUCGACCCGAUCAUUUACGCCUUUCGGAGCCAGGAGAUGCGCAAGACAUUCAAAGAGAUCAUUUGCUGCUAUUGUAUGAACCUCAACUUCCGCUCCAGCCAGCAUUCAACCUUUGCAGAAGCUAGUGGUUUUCUCAACAGGAUCACAUGCAGAAAUGUAAUUACAGUUAAUAGCAAUUAUUUACAAUUUAUGUUCAUGACUCUGAAGGAAUGUCAGAGUGCAAAAUACCCACAUUAUGGCAACAAAAAACGUGGGGAAAUGGGUUAUGAGGAGGAUCAAGGAGUUUGCAAAAGAAUAGAAGUGGUCAAGAUGGUACUUAUAGACUUGAACCCCAAGAUCGCUCUGAAUAUCAAUGGGGUUAAGUGA
Messenger RNA from Amblyraja radiata (thorny skate), 1242 nucleotides. Its product is annotated as melanocortin receptor 3. NCBI's taxonomy places the organism in Eukaryota, Metazoa, Chordata, Chondrichthyes, Rajiformes, Rajidae. Gene Ontology annotation, molecular function: melanocortin receptor activity. The transcript is spliced from 3 exons. Bases 1 to 1242 code for a protein of 413 amino acids. Gene Ontology annotation, cellular component: membrane. Gene Ontology annotation, biological process: G protein-coupled receptor signaling pathway. The record is from RefSeq and is a predicted model, not a curated record.